UCCAUUUUGCAAUCCUUUUGAAAUCUGCACCACGUUACACGGUGUGGUGCAGCAGGAGCCCCAAAUCUUCCCAAAUCGGUAAAAUACUGCGUGGUUCGUCGUCGUCGAGCACACGAACACACUCUGCAAGUGCAAUCUUUCUGCGCGUGAAACAGUCAACACGUUAUACAAAAGGCUACCCUUUCUGCCAUUCAUCGUCUGGCCCAUCCAGAGAACAUUGCGUGCGUAGCCGCCUCUUCUGCCCCCCCGUGUGUUCCUCCAGCAUAGCCAGUGCGGAAUAACCGUGAAAGGUAAACACGACGUGGUGGUUGGUGUAUAGUUAAGGAGGAACUUAGUGAAGGAAACGAAACUGUUUUAUUGAGCAGGCAAAACACAAGCAGAGCACUCAAAUAUCCACCAACGGGAGGAACCUCAUACUUAAGCAAACGCUACAUACUACUGCCCCGGCUGUAGUGUGCCGUACUGAAGAGACUGCCCGCUGAUAGGUGUUCCUUGAACCGUCCAGAAUUAUCACAGCCACUAGCCCAAACAAAACAAAAACUGCCCUUCCAAAGCUCUUCCCUCUAGUUAGGCCAAAACAAGUGCACGAACCACCACUACCAGGGCCCGUAUAGCAGGAGGUUCGUGUGUUUCGGGAAGCGAGUUUUGCAACCUGGAGCAGGGUGUGGUACAGUUUGGUACGCAAGCGAAUAGCCGGUUCAUAAGAGGGAGCGGACGUUACGCACCAUUACCAGCAUGGCAACCGAUAGUGGCGAUGUCGCCACCGCGCUGGCUCAACAACAACCUGCGGUGGCGGAAAAGCGCCAGGAGGAGGAUAACAACAACAGGAUCGAGCUGCUGGUAGCGGAACCGCUGGCAAAGCUCACGAUAAACGGCACCAGCGCCUCCGACGUACCGGCCGGUGGAGAGGAAAGUGAAACGGCUGAAAACCAGCUGAACAAUAACAGCACGACCGGCGGCGACGGUAGCGCAGGUGGUGCGACGACCGGUAACAACAAUGCGUCCGAACCGGCCACCCCAACCACACCGACCGGUGGUCCACUGUCGAUCGGCAAACGGAUCCGGCGCACGUCGGAAAAGCUGAACGAGGAUGCGGUUAGCGGCGGGCGCAAAAAGUAUUCGCUCGAUAUGUUGAUGUCGUUGAAGGAUUCGGCGAUUGGGCGUGAAAAGCCGACCACGAUACCGGACGUGUGCAAAUCGCUGCUCAAAUCCAGCCCGGGCACGUUUGUGUCGUCCGGGCGCCAUAUGGGUGGUAGGGGUGGUGGUGGUGGUGUAAACAUCGGCGGCCAGGAUAACAGUCUGCUGCCCUCGUUCAUGAAGGGUAUGGGAUUCGGUGGACCGCCCGGUGCGGGCGAAGGAGCGGACGGCGCGAGAAGUGGCCGUCCGCCCGUGAACCGUAACCCUUACCGUGGGCGACUGUCGGCGAAGGAGAUGUCGACCCGCACGGCAGGCGGACCGGGCGACCGGGACGAUGCGGACGGGCAGAUGAUCAAGGUAAAUCUAAACAUCACCGAGGAGGUAAAGCUGAAGGGUUCGGCCAACGCCUGGAAACCCUCGUUCAUGAUGCCGAAGGCCGAGGUGGACGAGGAGACACAGAAAACGAUGCAGCUGUCGCGCGAGUUCCGCAGCGCACUGAACAAACUGACGCCGGAAAACUUUAACGUGCUGAAGGACCAGAUCAAGCAGCUCAAGAUUGACACCGAGGAGCGGUUGGGCAACUGCAUAAAGAUACUGUUCGAGAAGGCGAUCAUGGAGCCGAACUUUUCCGACACGUACGCGCAGCUGUGCAAGGAGCUCGGCAAGGAGAUUAUGGUGAAGGCGAACGAAUCGGACACGGUGCUGAACCUGAAGCGGCAGCUCAUCUCCCAGUGUCAGGUGGAGUUUGAGAAGCAUCGCUCGGAGUGCAAAACGAACACGCGGCUGCAGGAGGAAAACGACAAGCGCACGGAGCAGGGCGAACAGACGGCGGAACAGACGGAGGAGAUGAAGCAGGAGCUGGAGGAGCAGACGAACCGCAUCCGGAGGCGUGCCCUCGGCACGAUCCGCUUCAUCGGUGCGCUCUUCAAGCAGGAACAGCUCAGCUCGAACAUUAUGCUCAAGUGCGUCAGCCAGCUGCUACAGGACAGCAUGCUGGACGAGGAAUCGCUCGAGUGUGUGUGCAAGCUGCUGACGACGAUUGGGGCGCUGAUGGAGGAUUCGCAGGGCUGCACACUGCAGGACUGUUUCGAUAAGUUGCAGCAAAUUUCGGAACGCAAAAUUUUGCUCCCGAACGGUGAACCGGUGUGCAACCGCAUCCGGUUCAUGAUCAUGGACCUGCUCGACCUGCGCAAGGACAAGUGGCGAGGGAAGCGUGCGCAGGUCGCACCGAAAACGAGAGAACAGAUCCAGCGCGAGGUCGAGGCGGAGGAGAACAAGAACUGGAUGCUCAACUACAAACUGCCGCGUGGCGGUGGUGGUGGUGGUGGUGGUGGUGGCGGCGGCAGUGGGGGUGGUGGCGGCGGUGGUGGAAGUGCAUCGAAAAACAAGCGAAUGGUGGACAAGGACGGAUUCGUGCUGCCGGUCAACAAUCGCAACAACAACGCCUGGACCAUGCCAUCGAUUGACCCGAAGAAGAUCAACCUUUCGGUGUCCACCAAACCAGCCGGUGAAACGCGCCUCGGAUCGGCCUCCAUGUUCCAGGGUUGGGGCAAAACCAUCAACGUGUUUGCCUCGCUCAACACGGAAGACUCGUCGGCGUCGUCCGCAGGCGGUGGUGCAGGAGGAGCACCACCCCCACCACCGAGCUUCUUCGGUGCAUCCGGCCCGAUGGGCGGCGGUACCUCUAGCGGCACUGGCAACAAAUCCAACAAGAAGGGUGGUGGUGGAGGUGGUGGCGGUGGUGGUGGCAGUGGAAACAAUUCCAGAAAACAUUACCAGGGCCGUAACAGUAGCAAUUUCUGAUAAGGAUAUAUAGCGCGCGCCCCAUCGCCGGUGCCGACACAACCAUCCCGCAGACAGGACCAGACCAGUUGCGCACUAUUUGAACGCUGAGGUUUGAAGAAGAAGAAGAAAAAACCGUCGACCGGAACUGCAACAACAGCGCUGGGCGCAGCAGGAUUAUUGUAAUAUGGCGGGCGGAAAGUUAGGCUGAAGAACAUUGGCAUGAAAGUGGGAUUCAUUUUUUGUUUGUUGGUUUUCGACAAGGACGACCUUUCCCUUACUGCUGCCCGUGUGUCCUAAAUCGCGGGGGUUUUGUUUUUUGAUCUAAUAUUUGAUAUAAAUUGGUGUGUUUGUGGUUCACAAAUGCCGCCGAGAGGACAAGGACAGAGACAGGAAAUCCUUUGGCCAUGUUUGUGUAUAGAGACAACAGUUUCAACAAACUCCUCUCUCGCCGUGUACAACAAGCCAGAACGUGUUUAUACAUACAUAUACAUACAUAUAGGUAGGCAUACAUUUUAUGAUGAAAGCAUUCAAAAUUCAAAUCAGUGUGCGUUUGUGUGCUGUACUGGGGUAACAACAAUAGUGGGAAAAGAGGGACAGAUUUGAUCGCGCACACACACGCACACACACCACCACAAUAUUAUCUGCACAUCAACAUUUUGUCCAAAUUACAGCCCAACUGGUUCAUCCCAUUGCUCGGAAUCUACCGACUUGGCGGGAAGAAGUUUAAAUGCUAAGAAAACAAGUCAUCUAACACGGGGUGUAGAAUGCAGCAAACAGCUAACCUUAUUAAUUAUAAAAAAAACACCGAGGGAAAGAAGCAAGUGAGAGUAAAGUAAAACACUUCCACAACAACAGGCAGGGGAUGAGAAGGAAAUCGCUUCGAUAAAGAGAGAGAAAGAGAUAUAUACUCGAUAAAAUGAAACUCCCCUGCUCGUUACUGCUAAUACAUUGUAUACAUAGUUCAUUAGUUAGGACAAACAAAAAAAACCCCGAUUUGCAAAUUGUGAGUGAGGCGUUAGAUUUUAAGAUUCCCCCCUCCCCAGGUUAUAAGCCAAAACCAGCAGCAGCAGUGCGCCUCCGUAACUGCGCUUCCGUCACUACAGUUUUUCCGUGCAACAUUUUCAGCCACUCGACUCGACAAGAGGUGUUUAAGCGAUAAGGCAUAUGAAAAGGAAUAACCCCCGAACGCGUAUAUUAGCGAGUGGUGGUAGUGAACCGUGUAAAGAAGGCAAGGAUUCAUGCGCACCGGUGUGCUUCUUCUCUUCCUCCUCACGCCUCAAAAUCACAACCGGGAUUAGCAGCAAUGCAAGAGCAAUGGAGUAGAAAGAGGGAGCAGUAGGGAGACAUUUCAAAUCAUGCAGCAGCAGCGAUGCAAUUGAAUAAAUAAUGUGUAGUCAACGAGUGUAUUUGGAUAUUGCGCGCCGCGCUUAUAAAAUGGAAAGUACUCUCACUAUAAGUAAAUACGUUUCUUUUUAAAUAUUAUAAUCGAAACAAAAUAAUCCUACGACAGAAACUGGAUGGAGAUGGGGAAUAAGAGGGUAGAGAAGAAGAGGCACGGCUAGAGAAAGCGGAAGGAGGAACUCACUCCUCUCUCUCUCUCUCUCUCUGUGUGGAGAGCAUAGGUUAUCUCUCGUAAGGUUACAUUAGAUGUUAAUUAGGGUUUUUAAAAAAUUAAACGAAUUCGAUGAUCUUUGGGUGGGAAGGCACACGACACACACACACACAAUCUAAUCCACUCAUAUCGGACAGAGCGAGCCCGCCAGCAAGUGGAAGGUCCGGUUAGGUCCUUCAGGACCGUGGCGAUAACGGGGCCACACACCGGCAGGCAGGAUCGGGGUUCAAAUCCCAUCCAGAGACUUACUAUCCAGAUACGGGUAAAAUGAAGUCACAAGCAGGCCAGAAAUGUGGCAGGGCCACCGCGGACACCUUUUCCAGGUUGAAGAUGCCGUGUACUAAUCUUCCAAAUAGCAGCAGCAAACAACUACUUAACUAAAUUCUCGUCUCGCGAUUGCGUGAUUUAGAGACCAUUAAAAAAAGGGCGUAAAACAGGCAAUUUUUAAGCAAUAGACAUCGUCGAAUGCAUCGAGGCCGGUAAUUUAGCUGCACUUGUAAGCUACAAGUCUAAGCUUGGCAGGAAGAAAAACCACCACCAACACUCCCGGAAUCCAGACAAGAGUGGUAGUACAUUGAGCUCUCGCUGGUCUGGAGGUGUAAAACAGGGGGAGAGAAACAUUAGCUGAUUUUUACUAGUUUUUUAACAAGGCGUAUUAACAAAAAAACCACACACACAAUGGCAAGCUUCGUUGGCGCGGUAAAUGUGCGGCCAACGCGCUACUAAGCACAUGGUGCUGAGACUAUUGCUACCUAUCUAUUAUUCAUUAUUACCACACACCAUCUAUUAUACAUGGGUAGCUCCUACUUUCGCUACGGUGGCCGUUAGAUAUUGGAUACACGUCGGAAAUACACAUUAAAUGUAUAUGUAUAUCCUUCUUUCUAUUGUUCUAUUGUUCCGUUUUUUUUUGUUUCUCUCCCGCUCCCGUUUCCUUCCUUCGUUUAAUUAGUGUAUGUAUAGAAACAAAAAACGAUGUAAAACGUACGACAAUGUAAAUAAAAGGGGGCAGCCUCAAUUUGUAACACAGCAAA
Anopheles stephensi (Asian malaria mosquito) is the source of this 5565-nucleotide messenger RNA. RefSeq names its product eukaryotic translation initiation factor 4 gamma 1-like. NCBI's taxonomy places the organism in Eukaryota, Metazoa, Arthropoda, Insecta, Diptera, Culicidae. Gene Ontology annotation, cellular component: eukaryotic translation initiation factor 4F complex. The coding region runs from base 736 to 2940 and encodes 734 amino acids. The record is from RefSeq and is a predicted model, not a curated record. The transcript is spliced from 3 exons. Gene Ontology annotation, molecular function: mRNA binding; protein binding; translation initiation factor activity.